Neurospora hispaniola is the source of this 813-nucleotide messenger RNA. RefSeq lists its product as uncharacterized. The record is from RefSeq and is a predicted model, not a curated record. The coding region runs from base 1 to 813 and encodes 270 amino acids. The transcript is spliced from 4 exons. Lineage: Eukaryota; Fungi; Ascomycota; Sordariomycetes; Sordariales; Sordariaceae.
AUGGCCCUAGCUGCCUUGGCAUUGGCAAGACGCGGCUCCACGCUGUUCCUGAGAGCCCCGCUUAAUUUGCAGUUCCCUUGUGUUGAGGGCCACAUGCAACCACUAAACAACUUGGUCGAGAUCGAGAUCGCGUCCUCGAUUGGCAUUCGAGCCACACACCUCAGAGCUCUUAUCAGCCCGCUCUCUCUUCACCGAUUCUUCCUGUCAGAUAAACACUCCCGGGCGCCGAGAUCCUCGUUCCACCUGCGUUGCGAGACGACCGCUGGUCGCGCGGUGCCGACGAUGACAACGGCGACGAUGACCUCGACACCGUCCAUCGCUUCACAAGCCCGUCACCACAACCCCUCCAUCCUUGCUCGGCAACCAGGCGAGGCAGAUCCACGUUCCGACGUUUCGAUGUUCGCCAAAAAGAUCGUCAAGCGGCAUCAUAAUCCAUCGCAACGAACUCGAGCGGUCCGCUCUACGCGCUUCUGGACCCAUGUUUCACAUCCGGCCCGUCGGCGGCGGAACCUCAACGAUGCAGAAUAUCCUACAAUGAAGCUUUUGAGGGUCCCGGCGCCGUACCAGACAAGGGCGCCUGGGGAAGUUGACAAGGACAGCAAUUCUCGCCGUAAUACGCUUUCCGAUUGGCUCAUGAUCGAAGUGUCGGAGAUGAAGGUGUUCAUAUUAGCAGCAGUCAUCAAGUCCUGUCAGCAUUGGACGGACAAGCGCAACGGACCCUCCUGUCCGAAUGUUCUGAACCCGCAACAUGCUGUCAUUGGCUUGGCUGUUAAUGACCUGGCCAAGUUUGUGAGCUUGACACUGAUAUAUUAA